Molecule: messenger RNA, 3972 nt
Organism: Neltuma alba
Lineage: Eukaryota; Viridiplantae; Streptophyta; Magnoliopsida; Fabales; Fabaceae
Product: FHA domain-containing protein PS1
Exons: 6
Coding region: 272-3631 (1119 amino acids)
Cellular component (GO): nuclear membrane
Molecular function (GO): protein binding
Source: RefSeq, a predicted model, not a curated record
UGAUUUGGGAAUGUAACGCCAAGCACAUGAGAGGAAACUGAGGCAUAUUAGCCGUUGCCCCUACAAUGCAACGGUCACCUUUUUUCAAUUGACGAAUAUUCAAAAAUCAAACUCACAAAUCCUCUAACUCUAAUAUGCCAAAUCCUCAAACCCUUUAAUUCCCUCUUCUUUCUCUCUAUAGACCCCACUUCACUCUCCCCCACCUCCCACAAACUCAGAUUCUCUCUGAAGAGUGAAGGUUUGAUCACUACCUUCUUCACCCUCCUGCGUAAUGGCCGAGACGCAGUCUCUACCGGCGGUUGCAGAAAUGAAAAUCCCAGUGUUCACAGUGCUCAAGAAUGGGGCUAUUCUCAAGAACAUCUUUAUCGUCAACAAAUCACCUGAACCACAACCGCUAGCUUCUUCCGUUCAAGAUCACAACAACCAGGACCACAUCUUAAUCGUUGGGCGGCAUCCUGAUUGCAACAUCAUGCUCACUCAUCCCAGUAUCAGCAGAUUUCACCUCCAGAUUCGGUCCAACCCUUGUUCGCAGAAGCUCAUUGUGGUCGAUUUGUCUUCCGUGCAUGGGACGUGGGUAUCGGGGAGGAAGAUUGAACCUGGUAUGAGUGUGCAAUUGAAGGAGGGCGACACAAUGAGAAUUGGGGCUUCCAGUAGGCUUUAUCGGCUGCAUUGGAUUCCCAUAAGCCGUGCCUAUGAUUUGGAAAAUCCCUUCGUGUCGGAAUUGGACAUGGCUGUGGAAGCAGAAAAAGGACAGGAGGACGAUGCGUUGCCCGAAGAAGAAGAACAAGAGAUGACGCAGAAUGAAAGCUUUAGUCCGGUAGAUAACGAAGAAGUUCAAUCAAUGGAUUCAAUACUGGAGUCUAUCAAUUGUUUGUUCACUGGUGAGAAUUUAGAAUACAGUGCGAAGAAAACAAUUCCUUCAGAAGACUGCAUUUCUUUGCACCGUGAUGAAGAAGAGAAUUGCCCAAAUGAUGACCACCUAGAAGAUAAAACUACUAGUGGCCUCCUUGGAACUGAAACAUCAUAUUUGGCUACAAACUCUCUGAGUGAAAACGAAGUGUGUGACACAAAAUUCCAUGCUCUAUUGCCUCCUCGUGUAGAAUCAGUAUAUGAACGUAGUAAUCUGAAUAAUACUUCUGAGGGACCACAGAGAAUGCUUGAUUUUUCUGUAAACGUGGAAUCUUUAUUCCAUGUUGUAGGGGAAAAUCAGGCCUAUUCUGGAGCAGAGGUUCCCAAAGAGACCAACAUUUUAAGCACAUUGGGCGAUUAUUUGAGAGAGAGCUUAUGUUUGCCAGUUGUUGAAGCUGUCCAAGGGACCAAAAUGCUGCAAUAUCAAGAUGUUCGGCAAAAUGCUCCAUUCGGUACAUUUACUUCACAAUUACCGCCUAUUGAGCAGAAGGUUCCCUUCGACAAGCAUAGGUCCAAAAAGCUAACAAAUCUAGAUCCUGCGUCUUCUGAUAUAACAGGUGCAGCUGUAGCAGUUGAAAUGCCUAAAGAAACUGGGUCUGGAUGCACACUGAGAGAUAAUGAUGGAGGGACACACGUUCUAACAACAGGAGCAGAAAACCUCUUAACUGAGAAUACUUUCUUGCCGGUUGAAGAAGCUACUCAAGAAACCAAAUUUCAACUAAUUGAGGUUGCUUUGGACUCAGUAUCUGGUAGUGAGGAACAAAUUAAUUGUUUCCUAGAUCAUAAGUCAAACUUCAAGCCACACCAGAAUUGUAUCCCCCGUAAUGAGAAAGGGCAGUCAAUGGAUGGAAUCGUUCAAGAUGUUGGAGACGAGUGCAACAAUAACAUCCCUCUCAUUUCACUUCCAGCAGAAUCCUCAAUUGCAUCAUUGUCUGAGGACUCUGUCAUGGAGAUUUCAAACAAGAAAGAGAAUCAGACCCAGCGAUCUCUUGAUGUUAUGGCAGGAUGCUCUGAGAAGAAAAUUCUUGAAAAAGGUGUAGAAUCUAUCGAAAAAAAUUUCAUGUGUAGUAAUAUUUGGUCAAGAAGAGGUAAAGCAACGAGUGCCCCUCAGAUUCGAACCAGCAAGAGUCGAAUGAAGAACACAGCUAAUGUUGUUGACAAUGAAGUUGAAACGAGCUAUCAGAAGGGUAUUAAAGAGAAAGCGAAAGCCAAGGAUACUUUGUCUAUUUUAGAUGGGGAAGAAGAAGAAAUGUUUACUCCAGAUAAGGAAAAUUUCAGCCCAAAUACUCUUCAAUUGCGGUUUCAGAAGAAGGGUAAGCUGGAAGAAAUUAAACACUACAAGUCACGACAAAGGUCACACAUUUCUGAGAAUCACUUGAGCCCUAAGAUCUAUCUGGGAGAGAUCCCCAUUUCAGAAAAUGAAAACCAGACUCUAGAAGUUGUCCAAGAGCAGAAGUCAGAAAGAAAGCCAUUUGGCAGUUAUAUUAAGUUGGAGAAAAAUGCGAUGGAUAUGAGCAAUCAGAAGGAUAUCACAGAUAAAACAGUUCCAAAGAAUAUUUUAGCUGAAUUGGAUGAGGAGGAGGAAGAAUACCAUACUCUAGAUAAGGAAAAUUUUAGCCCAAAUACCCUUCAAUUGCUGUUACUGGGGAAGAAGGGUAAACUAGAUGAACUUACACAGUCCAAGUCACGAAAAUCGCACAGCUCAAAUGCUAAUUUUAGCUCCAACACCACUUUAGGAAAAGAGAACCAGACUUCAAAAGUUGCCAGAGAACAGAAGUCAAAAAGAAGACCCUUUGGUAAUUGUAUUGAGUUGGAGCAGGAGCAAGAUGCUAUGGCGCGCGAAAACAGCUUAGAAAGGUCACCCUUACAAUCACUACUAACGAGCUCUCGAGGCAAGAGCAGAGCAGAGACAUCUCACUCUGUUUUUGCUGCAGAAAACAUCAGUGCCAAUACUUUUGCCCAAAUUUUGGAUAAGAGCAAUAAUCCUUACCAUGUUAGUAAGAGGAGUUGGAACAUGGUUGUGGACACUGCAUCUCUUCUGAACAAGGAAUCUAGGAAAGCUCUGAUGCUUUUGGAAGGUCUCAAGGGCACUCGUUUAAUCAUUCCAAGGAUAGUUAUAAAAGAACUGGACAGCAUGAAGCGGCAGUUUAGUUUCUUUAGAAGACCAUCAGAGGCUUCUUUGGCAUUGGAAUGGAUUGAGGAAUGCAUGAUGAAGACAAAGUGGUGGAUUCAUGUCCAAAGCUCAAUAGAGGAGGGAAUGUUGAUUGCUCCCACACCACCUGCUACUCCACCGGCUCAAUUUGAUGAAGAGGGUUGGAAUCUUUACCUUUCAUCCCACAAGAGCUCAAUGGAAAUUGUUUCACCGACAGCGGAGGAUCAUAUCCUUGACUAUGUUCUUACAUAUAGAAGAAAGCAGAACGAUGGACAGUUUGUCCUUCUUAGUGACGAUGUCACCUUGAAAAUCAAAUCCAUGGCAGAGGGGUUGCCAUGUGAGACAGUUGAGGAAUUUCGUGAUAGUCUAGUGAAUCCAUUCUCUGAGAGGUUCCUGUGGGCCGAUAGCUCACCUCGAGGACAGACUUGGUCUUGCCAGGAUGAUGUCGUUUUAAGGGAGAAAUAUUGUCAUUCCCCUUCAAGGAAAUCAUCAAAGGGGGAGGGUGCUAAGGGUCUGAAGCUUAUUCUGCUUCACAAUUCUCGCUAUGGCCGACUCAAUUCUGCCCGCUAAACAGCUCGGUUUAGCCGUACAAUCCAUUUGUUGGCUCUUCUAUACAUUUUUCUUGUGAAAAAUUAUAGUUGUAUUGAAUCUAAAAUGCUGUGACUGGUUGCUGUUCAUGAAUAUAUAUUGGAUAAGCUUCUAGGAGAUGCAAGGCUGAGUUUUGGUCUGUUCAAUUCUGCUUGAUUGUACAAGAACCUUGUUUAACAGCCCUGGCAAUAUAAAAUCGUAAUUGGGAAUGUAAAGAUGUUCUUGGGAGAAUGGUAUUAAACUUGUAUUAUUACGUCAAUUAAGUUUUGCGCGACACAAAAGUUGAAUCAUAUGUAAGCACUGGUUGUGUCGGUUUAAUUCCA